AUGCAGUACAACAAGAUGAGGGAGAUUCCAUAUGGUUUUUUCGAUAUGUUGAAGGAUAUACAGCGAGUGUAAGAUUUUGAUAAAAUUCAUUCGCAAAUUGUUAAUUUUUGAGCAAAGCUAUAUAUUCUGAGUAGACAACAUCUUUGAGAAAUUUAAAUUUUUGCAAAAAGAAUUGAAGACUUGGAUUCUUAAAAAAAUAUUUUGUAGAAGUCAAUGAAUAACUCCAGCCAUCAGCUACUGAUACAUUCUUAAAAGCAAGUUCUUGUCGACAAGAUCUGUGAAGUUUUAAUGAAAUAACUUCUCUCAGUGGAUGAUAUUUUACAAUUGCAGGAGUCUCGACACAAAUCUGAUGUGUUGUCAUAUGCACAAGGAGGACGCUGACUGUGCUUUCACGUACAACGACGACUUUGCCAACUGUGAGAGCAUGUUUAAGAAUUCUGCCCCAAGGAAGAGUAUCUGGGUGAUAGGAAUAUUUUCUCUGGUUGGUGCAGUGUUUGUUGUCACUUGGCGAGUGAUCUUUAAAGAAAAGAACGUGGUUCAGUCCAUCAUGUUGCUCCACUUAGCAGUGUCCGAUGGUUUGAUGGGUAUUUACCUGAUCUCUCUUGGCACUAAAGAUCUGUUGUGGAGAGGAGAGUAUUACUUGCAUGACUUCCAGUGGAGGUCUGGUUUGUCUUGUCAAAUAAUUGGAGCGAUCUCCCUUCUGUCAAGUGAGGUUUCGGUUAUGAUGAUGACACUGAUAUCUGCUGAUCGGCUUAAAAAUAUUGUGUUUCCUUACCAAGGUGCUUCUCUGAAACCAAAAGCAACACAUAUCCUGUGCAUCAUCAUAUGGGCAAUUGGCUUCCUUAUGGCCUUUUUGCCUAUGUUUGGUAUUCAGUAUUUUGAAGACCCAUUCAGGUACCAUAGUUACUAUGGUAGAAGUGUGGUAUGUCUACCCUUGCAGCUUACUUCUGAUAAGCCGGCAGGUUGGGAGUAUUCUGUUGCUAUCUUUCUCGCUUUGAAUUUUUCUUUUUUCUUGUUCAUCAUGGGUGCUUAUCUCAUGAUACUAGUCAAGUCUUACUUGUCUAGCCGGCGACUGGCCCGUCAGGGUACUGAAAGAGAGAUCCAGGCCAGAAGAGCAAACUUUAGGAGGAAACGGCUCUUGCAAGGCGGGUGUUCUUCAUCAUCCUGA
Molecule: messenger RNA, 1168 nt
Organism: Pocillopora meandrina
Lineage: Eukaryota; Metazoa; Cnidaria; Anthozoa; Scleractinia; Pocilloporidae
Source: the annotation of a GenBank genome assembly